Molecule: messenger RNA, 1359 nt
Organism: Papaver somniferum (opium poppy)
Lineage: Eukaryota; Viridiplantae; Streptophyta; Magnoliopsida; Ranunculales; Papaveraceae
Product: agmatine coumaroyltransferase-2-like
Exons: 1
Coding region: 1-1359 (452 amino acids)
Molecular function (GO): acyltransferase activity, transferring groups other than amino-acyl groups
Source: RefSeq, a predicted model, not a curated record
AUGUCCAUUAUCAAAGUUGUUCAAGACAGUUCAAAGCUUAUUAGACCAACAUUUUACGAUGAUUCGAGUGAUGAAGAUCAUUAUGGUCGAGCAUCAAGUCUCACUACUAGCGAGUUUGUUCCUCUUACUGUCUUUGAUAGGUUAGCAGAAGACGAGCAUUCGUGUACAUUGUACGCUUAUAGACCACCAAACCCAUCAAACAUACUGCUAGAAGAAGGUCUCCGGAAAGCUUUAUCAGAGUAUCCAGAAUGGGCUGGAAGGUUUGGUAUAGAUGAUUGUGGUCGACGUGUAAUUCUACUCAGCAAUGAAGGUAUGAGGCUCAUUGAAGCAUCGACUAACUGCACUCUCGAUGAGGCUAUGCCCUUUAAAAAAUCUACAUUACUGAGCUUUAACCCAAGCUAUGAAGGAAUUGAAGAAUUAGCUCUAGUUCAGCUCACUAGAUUCACUUGUGGUUCAUUAGUUUUAAGUUUUUCAUCAAACCACAUGGUUGCAGAUGGUAUUCUUAUGAGCCGAUUCAUGAUCGCAUGGGGUCAAGCUUGCCGUGGAAUUGACAUGCAUCCGUGUCCUUCACAUGACCGAAACAUUUUUUCUCCUCGUGUUCCUUCUUGUGUCAAGUUUGAUCAUAUGACUGCUGAGAUCACAAAGAGAGAUAUCAUUCAAGAAUUUGUCAAACCUCCAUAUUCAGGGGAUGAUGUGAUUCAACACAAGGUUCAUUUCAGCCCCGAGUUUCUAGCCAAGAUAAGGAGUAAUGCUUCUUCUUUACGGUCAGGUAUUGUGAAUGGCGAGCAAAGACCUUAUAGCACAUUUGUAAGCUUAGCUGCUCAUUUAUGGAGAACCAUUACAAAGGUUCGAGAUCAUGCCAAAUUUCAGAAAACUGAAAUGCGGAUAUCCGUGAACGGUCGAAGAAGGAUGAAACCACGAAUUCCUGACGAGUUCUUUGGUAAUUUAGUACUCUGGGCUAACCCUGAAGCUCAGGCAAAGGAUAUAUUGGAUGAACCACUGAGUAGUACUGCGGAGACAAUACAUGAUGCAGUAGCUAAGGUGAACGAUGAUUACUUCAAAUCUUAUAUUGACUUUGCAACUUACAACAUACAGGAGGAAGAUUUAAUACCUAAAGAAAAUUGGUCAGUGCCAUCUUGGUGGCCAAAUCUGGAAGUUGGUUGUUGGCUUGGAUAUCCAUUUAGUGACAUUGAUUUCGGGGUUGGGAAACCGUGUAUUAUCAUGCCUCCGUUUCAUGAUUGGGAGGGUGUUAUAUACUUACUUCCAUCCUGUGGUGGUGAUGAAGGUAUAGAUGUUUACUUGAGUUUAUUUCAACAACAAUUGGGUCUUUUUGAAAAGUUAUGUUACUCCAUAGACUAA